AUGAAUCCAGGCGAAAACCAAGAACCUCAUCAAACACAACCGGAGCCACCCCAACAAAAUCGCAUUUUUCCCCUGAAAUUGAAUCCUCUGUAUCUGCUGUCCAUCUUGGUGCUAGUUUUAGGAAUUUCAUUCAGCAUUCCAACCACAAACUGGUACAAAUCACACCACCUCAAAUCAACCCUCUCAUCCCAGUCCGAUUUCUUUCACAACGUUCUAAGAUUCCUACACCCAGUUGGAAACAAAAAUGUGGCAAAACCCUCGGCCAUUGUUCCCACUUCCCCUUAUUGUGUUCUAUGGAUGGCGCCGUUCCUUACAGGCGGUGGGUACUGCUCAGAAGCUUGGUCGUACAUCUUAGCCUUACAGGAUUACUUGAAACGGAAGAACCCUAGAUUUAGAUUGAGCAUCGAGCACCAUGGUGAUCUUGAAAGCCUCGAGUUUUGGGAGGGUUUACCGGUGGAAAUGAGGAACUUGGCUAUUGAGCUUUACCAAACUGAAUGCAGAUUGAAUGAGACUAUUGUGGUAUGCCACAGUGAGCCUGGUGCUUGGUACCCUCCCCUGUUUCAAACCCUUCCUUGUCCUCCUACCGGUUAUGGUCGUUUUAAGGUUGUUGUUGGGAGGACAAUGUUUGAGACUGAUAGGGUGAAUGCUGAACACGUUAAGCGUUGUAAUAAGAUGGAUUAUGUCUGGGUUCCUACUGAAUUCCAUAACAAAAGUUUUGUUCAGAGUGGGGUUGAUCCAUUGAAGGUGGUCAAGAUUGUUCAGCCUGUUGAUUCUGAGUUCUUUGAUUCUAGAAAGUAUAAGCCUUUGGACCUUGCUUCAAUAGGGAAAUUGGUGCUAGGUUCUCGGACUUGGAAAGCAAAUUCGGAAAGAGAAUUUGUGUUCUUAAGUAUGUUCAAGUGGGAGUAUAGGAAAGGCUGGGAUGUGUUGUUAAGAUCUUAUCUGAAGGAGUUUUCUGCAGCUGAUGGUGUUGCUUUGUAUAUGUUAACUAAUCCAUUCCAUUCUGAUAGAGAUUUUGGUAACAAAAUAGUUGAAUAUGUAGAGGAUUCUGACUUGGAAAAACCAGUGAACGGUUGGGCUCCGGUUUAUGUUGUUGAUGAUCAUAUACCUCAGGUUGAUCUGCCAAGACUUUACAAUGCGGCUAACGCUUUCGUCCUGCCAUCGAGAGGAGAAGGAUGGGGUAGGCCUAUUGUGGAGGCUAUGGCUAUGGCAUUGCCGGUGAUUGCUACAAACUGGUCAGGACCAACUGAGUACUUGACUCUGGAGAAUAGCUACCCUUUAGAUGUAGAUAGGAUGAGUGAAGUGAAGGACGGACCGUUUAAAGGCCAUUUAUGGGCUGAGCCUUCUGUUCAGAAACUGCAGAAUCUGAUGAGGCAUGUGAUGACCAAUGUUGAUGAAGCUAAAGCUAAAGGUAGGCAAGCGAGAAAAGACAUGAUCGCUAACUUUGCUCCUGAGAUUGUCGCCGAGAUUGUUGCUGAAAAUGUACAACAAAUCAUCAAUAACGUUGCUUAG
Messenger RNA from Oldenlandia corymbosa var. corymbosa, 1509 nucleotides. The record is from the annotation of a GenBank genome assembly. NCBI's taxonomy places the organism in Eukaryota, Viridiplantae, Streptophyta, Magnoliopsida, Gentianales, Rubiaceae.